AUGAGCGAUACUGAGAAUAACGGUCCGGAGAAGCCUGGGCCGAGCAAACAAAGAAACGCUACUCAAGAUGGCGGCAUAUCAACGGAAAUUUACCGCAUCGGUGUGAAAGUGCCUGUGUUUUGGCCGGAGAAACCUGCAGUAUGGUUCGCUCAAAUGGAAUCGCAAUUUAGUGUUUCGAAUAUUACUGCGGAUGCAACCAAGUACAAUUACAUCGUCGCGCAGCUCGAUUCGCAGUACGCCGCUGAGGUAGAGGAUAUAAUUGUUUCGCCACCAGCUACCGACAAAUACAAGAAAAUAAAAGAGGAGCUCAUCAAAAGACUCUCGGUAUCGCGGCAAAAGAAGGUAAAGCAGCUACUUAGCCAGGAAGAGUUAGGCGAUAGAAAACCUUCCCAGUUUCUCCACCACCUACGUCAUUUGGCCGGGCCGAAUAUACCUGAUGAAUUUCUUUUAUCUAUCUGGACGUCUCGCCUGCCAAGCAACUUGCAAUUCGUGAUCGCAUCGAAGCCCAAUGACCCAAUUGAAGAGCUCGCCGAGUUGGCCGACCGUGUUCACGACGUAGCAACUCCUCAAGUAGCAGCAGCAUCAGCGCCUGAUCCUCAAAUGGCUAUUCUCAUGCGGCAAGUGAGUGAGUUGACCAAGGACAUGAAAGCGCUCAAAAGUCAGCUCAAUAGUGACAGGCCGUCGCGAUCGAGAUCUCGUGCAUCGAGCAAGUCCCGCGCCCGCUCCAGCUCACAGAGGUCGCGGUCAAAUUACCAAAAGUUUCCUGAGUGCUGGUAUCAUGCGAAGUUCGGUGAGAAGGCAACAAAGUGCGUAAAACCGUGCGACUAUCAGGCGGGAAACGAAAGGGGCACUCGUUAA
Molecule: messenger RNA, 858 nt
Organism: Cydia pomonella (codling moth)
Lineage: Eukaryota; Metazoa; Arthropoda; Insecta; Lepidoptera; Tortricidae
Exons: 1
Coding region: 1-858 (285 amino acids)
Source: RefSeq, a predicted model, not a curated record